Molecule: messenger RNA, 930 nt
Organism: Lachancea thermotolerans CBS 6340
Lineage: Eukaryota; Fungi; Ascomycota; Saccharomycetes; Saccharomycetales; Saccharomycetaceae
Product: KLTH0H02508p
Exons: 1
Coding region: 1-930 (309 amino acids)
Cellular component (GO): catalytic step 2 spliceosome
Molecular function (GO): RNA binding; protein binding
Source: RefSeq, a predicted model, not a curated record
AUGCCCUCCGCCCCCGCGCCCCUCGAGCUCGCCAGUGCCCACGACCACGCCGUGCUCGCCUGCCGCCUCCUCCGCGCCGGGUCGCUCGCGCUCUCCGCGGGCCUCGACCCGCACCUCUCGCUCUGGGACCUGGACUCCGGCCAAAACUACACCAUCGACAGCUACCACCACGGCAACGCCGCCAUCACCGCGCUGGACGCGCUCGGCGACCGCUGCGCGGUCACCGGCUCGUCCGACACCCGCCUUGCGCUUUGCGACCUCGAAACCGGCCAGCUGCUGCGGGGCCUCGCGGGCCACCGCCGCGUCGUCAACCAGGUGCGCGCGCUGGGUGAGAGCCGUUUCGCCUCGGUCGGCGACGACGGCGCCCUCAAGGUCUGGGACGCGUCCGGCGCCAAGCGCCCCGUGUGGCAGGCCGCUUCCGAGUUUCCUCUCUUCGCCGUGGCCCAGGAUCCGCAGAACGAGCACCUCGUCUACGCGUCCGGGCUCGAGCCCGUCAUCAGAGCCUACGACCUCCGCCGCAGCGCAGACCACGCGUUUUCCAGCUGGCCUGCGGCCCACUCGGACGCGGUCACGUCUCUCGACGUUUCGGCCAGUGGCAAGCUGUGUACGCUCGCGUUCGACCACCAGAUACACGUCAGCGACGCCAAACUGGAGCCCACCAGGGAGGGCUCCCGGCUGCUGGCAUCUGCCACACUCCCCGCAUCCGCCAACCCGCACAAGUUCCUUCAGCGGUGCAAGUUUGUGAGACAGGACCGAUUCGUCGCCGCGCAGGGCUCGCUUUUCGACGCAACGUCGGGCCGCCAGGUGCUCGACUUCGCGAGCCAGGUCUCCGCACGGGCUUUUGACGUUAUAGACAUGGACUACGACUCCCGCUCCGAUAAGUUACUGAUAAGCACCGAGCAGGGCAGCCUCUACGUGUGCCAAGUAUAA